AUGGCCGAAGAGCUCAUUAUAUUAUCACAGUGUGCACCGUGGUUCCAACUCAAUGUCUCCACUUCACACGGCCAGGAACCCCUCCCUGAGAACAAUGACGCGGAUCCUUGGCUCAUAGAAAAUACUGGCAAGAAUUACUCUCAGCACGCAAAAGUUGGUUACGUCAACUGGUACAAGGACUACCAGCUUGUCACAAGAAGCCCAAGGAAGGGAUGA
Messenger RNA from Plenodomus lingam JN3, 216 nucleotides. Lineage: Eukaryota; Fungi; Ascomycota; Dothideomycetes; Pleosporales; Leptosphaeriaceae. The record is from RefSeq and is a predicted model, not a curated record.